Podospora pseudopauciseta is the source of this 1590-nucleotide messenger RNA. RefSeq lists its product as uncharacterized. The transcript is spliced from 2 exons. The record is from RefSeq and is a predicted model, not a curated record. Bases 1 to 1590 code for a protein of 529 amino acids. Lineage: Eukaryota; Fungi; Ascomycota; Sordariomycetes; Sordariales; Podosporaceae.
AUGGCUUUCAAGAGGUUUUUCUGGGUCUCCUCGCUCAUUUCGCUGGCCCUUGCUCAAGCGCAGAAUAACAAUCAAGGAGGUGCCACAUUAGACCCAGAGGUCAUUCAACAAGGCUCUUUUGUCGAUGGCAAGAGCUCUUUGGGUGCCGAGGAUGUUCAGGCAGCCUCAGCAACCUCCCAAAACAACUUCAUCAACUUUUGCAAGGGGCAAACACUUACCAACGGUUUCCAAAUCACGACCGGUUCUUGUAACGGCAUUGUGAUGGGUCAAAUUCCUGCUAAAGACCGAAUGAUCUCCACCGUCAUUACAAACCCAGCGAACGGUGCCACCAUUCCGUCUAAUCAAGACUUUGAGAUUGUUGUUCAAGUUACCAACCUCAAUGCCGGAGCCUUUACGAACGCUGCUGUCACCUACUAUUCCGCACCCCAGCAGUUGGAUAACGGCAAUAUAGUGGGACAUACUCAUGUAACCGUACAAGACACGGGUGCCGAUCUGAACCCUCAACAACCAAUGGAUCCGCAACAGUUUGCCUUUUUCAAAGGUAUCAACGACGCCGGUAACGGCCAGGGCAGACUUAGCGCUGCGGUGACCGGUGGCCUUCCGGCCGGAAACUACCGUGUCUGCACUCUGACAGCCGCAGCCAACCACCAACCAGUCAUCAUGCCUGUCGCCCAGCGCGGAUCACAAGAUGACUGUGUCAGAUUCACCGUUACUGGUGACGGGAACACUCCGAACGAAGCCGCCAACAAUGGCGCAAAGGGUCAGGCAGCAGCAGCUCUGGUUGCUGAUGCUAUUGCCCUCGGCCCCGGCGCCCCUAAUCCGGGUGGCAAUAAUGCAGGAGGGAAUGGUCAAGGAAACGGGCAAGGCAACGGGCAGGGCAACGGGCAGGGCAACGGGCAGGGUAACGGGCAGGGUAACGGGCAGGGUAAUGGGCAGGGUAACGGGCAAGGAAACGGGCAAGGCAACGGGCAGGGUAACGGGCAGGGUAAUGGGCAGGGUAACGGGCAAGGAAACGGGCAAGGCAACGGGCAGGGUAACGGGCAGGGCAACGGGCAGGGUAACGGGCAGGGUAAUGGGCAGGGUAACGGGCAAGGAAACGGGCAAGGCAACGGGCAGGGUAACGGGCAGGGCAACGGGCAGGGUAACGGGCAGGGUAAUGGGCAGGGUAACGGGCAAGGAAACGGGCAAGGCAACGGGCAAGGUAACGGGCAAGGUAACGGGCAGGGUAACGGGCAGGGUAACGGGCAAGGGAAUGGGCAAGGAAAUGGGCAAGGAAAUGGGCAAGGAAAUGCCGGAAAUCCAGCCGGUGGCGAUGCUGCUGCCGGGAAUCCAGCCGGUGGUGAUGCUGCUGGUGGUAAUGGUGGCGGCGGGAACGCGGCUGGCAACAACAAUGCAAAUGCUGGCAACAACAAGCAAGCAGAUGGCCAGAAUAGGGAGGGCAAGGGAAAAGGGAAGGCCAACGGCAAUGAUAACGCCCAACAAGAGCAAACAGGACAGGAAGGCCCAGCACUUGAUCCUGCAGCGGCACCUACCCCUCCUGCGGCAGCUCGUCUUGCCCGUCUUGCUCGCCGUCGGAGAUUCAUCGCAUAA